Messenger RNA from Aureobasidium namibiae CBS 147.97, 2286 nucleotides. RefSeq names its product TPR-like protein. Lineage: Eukaryota; Fungi; Ascomycota; Dothideomycetes; Dothideales; Saccotheciaceae. The coding region runs from base 1 to 2286 and encodes 761 amino acids. The record is from RefSeq and is a predicted model, not a curated record. The transcript has 2 exons. Gene Ontology annotation, molecular function: protein binding.
AUGCUGCUCGCUGGUUUCCAUUAUGCAGCUGGCAGCUUCCAAGACGAAAUUGAUCUGUUGGAGUCACUCCACGAACGUGACUUACAAACUCCUGGGAUGAACGACCACAUGAUUCAAGAAUUGCUGUCAAAACGAGCCCAGGCGUACGAAAGCCUCGGCAACAACGAACGGGCCAUAAAUCUAUUGAUCGAGGAGCUUGAGGUCGUCAAGAGAGCGUCUCCACCUGGAACUCCCGCUGUACGUGAUGUUCUAUACAGGUUAUCAGAGUUGUACCUCACUGUAGGACAAGCCGAAAAGAUUGUGACAUUGCUCGAGGAUGCUUUCAAACUGGAUUCCAAACAGGACCCGCCAGAUCAUACGUGGUUCUGGACCACGACAAGCUUAGUAAAGGCCUAUUUGCAUCUCGAGAAGUACGAUCAAGCAAUGCCGAUUCUCGAAGAGAUGCAUCUGCAGUAUUCGAGGAUGAAUCCGGAAGAUAAAUUCGCCCGAGCUGAUAUCAUGCAUAAACUAGCAAUUGCCUAUCUCGGAACUGAGGAGCCAAGUCGGGCAGUUCCAUUGCUCGAAGAGGUGAUCGAGUUGAACAGGUUAUGGCUUCCUCUCAGUUCUCUGCAACUUCAUGCAGCUAUUAAAAGGCUAGCGACUGCCUUCAUCGAAACUGACAAUCGGAGUCAAGCAGCCCCACUCUUCGAAGAAGUUGUCAAAUUCGAAAAGUCAAGCCUACCUCCAGAUGAGGCAGGACUUUUAGGGUCUAUGAUAAACCUCGCAUUGGUAUACUUCAAUCUUAACAAACCCGACCAGACAGUCUUAUUGCUCGACGAAGUGGUUGAGAUCCAACGAUCAAGUCUUGCCCCAGAUGAUCCAGAACGAUUAGCGCCUCUAGUUCUGCUCGGCAAGGCCUAUCUCAAACUCAUGCAAUCGAGUGAAGCACGAGGAUUGCUCCAAGAAGUGGUUGAGAUCGAAAGAUCAAGUGUUCCCUCGGAUGACACAGACCGACUAGCCACUCUAUAUCUGCUUGCACAGGCCCAUAUCAAUCUCAAGCAACCGGGUCUAGCACUAGAAUAUCUUGAAGAGCUGGUCAAGUGUCGAAGGUCAAGUCUUCCUCUGAAUGAUGAAGACUUAGUGUUCAGUAUUGAGCUGCUAGCAAAGAACUAUCUCAAUCUCGACAGACCAAGUCAGGCAGUCACAUUGCUAGAAGACGUGGUCAAGGAUCCUCUGACCCACAGCUCAGAGGGACACUCCAUCAGGGUGAAGAUAUUAGCAGAUGCUUAUUUCAUGCUUGACAAGCCGGAUCACGCAGUCACAUUGCUCGAAGAGUUGGUCGAAAGUCUUCCAGCAGACAAUUCAGAACGACCUUCGAGUGCGGAUAGGCUGGCAAAUGCAUAUGUUAAGGUUGGCAAACCAUCUCAGGCAGUCACAUUGCUCGAAAAGCUCGUCGAAGGUCUUUCUGAGGACGAUACAGGACGACUCUUCAGCAUAAACUCGCUAGCAUAUACCUACAUCAGACUUGACAAACCAGAUCAGACAGUCACAUUGCUCGAAGAGCACAUCAAAGGUCUUCCAGAGGACUAUUCAGGACGAUUGUUCGAUAUUAACUUGCUAGCAGAGGCCUAUCUCAUGCUUGGUAAACCAGAUCAGACAGUUGCGCUGCUCGAGGAGCUGGUCGAAAGUCUUCUAGCAGACACAGCAGGACGACCUCACAGUACAAGUCUGCUGGCAGAGGCAUAUCUUAGGCUCGGCAAACCAUCUCAGACAGUGAAACUACUCGAAGAGCUAGCUGAGUAUCUUCCAGCAGACGCUCCAGAUCGGUUGGCUCGUAUGCACAUGCUGGCAGAUGCUUAUCUCAUGCUUGACAAACCGAAUCAGGUAGUCGCAUUGCUCGAAGAAGCAGUCAAGAGUCUUCCUGAUGACUUUCCAGAAGAAGUUGUCCCCAUUAUGGAGCUGCUAGCAAAGGCCUUUAAGGAACUUGGUAGGCCUAAACAGGCGGUCCCAUUGCUGGAACGUAUCGUUGCUUGGGACAGAGGUCAUCUGGCGGAAGACGACGUAGGGCGCCUCGUGACUAUGAGCAAUCUAGCACAGGCUUACACAAAGUUGGGAACUUGCGAGAAGGUCAAAGAGGCCGUGCUAUUACUUGAAGAGGUGAUAGAAAAGGGGCAAGAUACUUUGCAUGCCAAUCCGGAAGAUUUGAAGUUUACCCAAGAAAAACUGGCUGAAGCUCAGGAGAAGCUGAGACAAAUCUCUGGAGAACAAUUGCCUACAGCACAGUCUACCAACACCUUCGGAACCUAA